GCGGCCACCUGAAUAAUGACUCUCAAUCAAUCCAAAACCACCUUUCACUUCAACACGCUGAGCGUUCAACUGUUAAUGUUUUGUUUGCUUUCAUUCAUACCAAAUCUAGAAUGUUGUUCUCAAAGUCUGCUCAUCUGACGCUGAGUCUCUUGGCCGUCAGCAUUACUGCCAGCCCUCUCUCAAGCACAAAUACCCUCGAGAGACGCGAUCCGCAAAACGGCCCUCCCCGUUUCUCGUGCAGCUGCGUCAAUGGCAAAACUCGCAAGAUGAAGGCCGUGAUCUGCAACGGCGCCGGUGGCGCUACGGGCGUUGACUCCAACAAGGACGGAGAGGCGUGUAAUGGUCUCAUUACGAAGUUGACGACAUCGGACUGUCAGGCUCUGGUUGAUCCCAAAUCCAAAGUCGAAUGCGUACAGACCGGUUAGAUUCAGAAAUGAUAC
Messenger RNA from Colletotrichum phormii, 440 nucleotides. RefSeq lists its product as uncharacterized. The coding region runs from base 111 to 425 and encodes 104 amino acids. The record is from RefSeq and is a predicted model, not a curated record. The transcript has 2 exons. Lineage: Eukaryota; Fungi; Ascomycota; Sordariomycetes; Glomerellales; Glomerellaceae.